AUGUCAAGAAUAUUACAUAACCGUAUGAGAUCAUCUCUGAGAAAGUCAACAGCAUGGUCAUGUGUGGACAAGCGUGCAGUAGCAUUCUCAGUUUGGACCGGACGAAGUAUGCUAUUAAGGAAACCUAUAGAUACAAGUUCUUUACAAAAGCGACGGUAUGGAAUGCUGGUUGCAAGGGCUGUCAGGGGAGUGUUGAAAAUUAGGUAUCUGCUUCUUGGAGGAGCAGUUGGUGGAGGAAUGACUUUGAAUAAGAAAUAUACAGAGUGGAAAGAUGGUCUUCCCGACAUGGGUUGGCUAAAUGACUUACUACCAGACAAUGAAAAAUGGGACCGUUUCACAACCACACUCAUAACAGCGAAGGAUAAAAUCGGAGACCAAUUGCAGAUUGGUGUGCCACUGACGCUGUCGCUACACUCAGAUCCGCGGCUACGAGACGCGGGCGCGGCGAAAGCGGCUGAGCUACGCGAAUGGUUGGCACAGCGCUACGAGGACGCCGUAGCAGCGGCUGCAGCUAAUAAUGCUACGCAGAUGGAAUCGGCACCAAAAAUCAUCAACAACUUGCAAAGUCGACCAGCGCCGAGUCCUACUCGCGGCUCAGGCGAGGAGUCAACUACAUACGAGAAAAGAGUUCACGCACUGCAAGAGGAAGUGCUAGCUCUUCAAGCUCGAUACCAACGCGAAAUACAACGCCUAGAACAAGAGAACAGAGAACUGAGGCAACAGAAUAUGUUACUACGCCAGGGAAGACAACCUCCUACUAGGAAAGUAAAGCGUUCCCUCAUCGAUAUGUACUCUGCCGUCCUCGAUGAACUGGCAGGAUGGGAUGCUGGUGAGACGGACAGGUUGCCUCGCGUGGUUGUGGUGGGUGAUCAGUCUGCGGGGAAGACCUCAGUGCUGGAGAUGAUAGCGCAGGCCAGGAUAUUUCCUAGGGGAGCUGGCGAGAUGUGUACCAGGGCGCCUGUAAAAGUGACGUUAUCCGAAGGUCCUUACCACGUGGCGCAGUUCCGUGACUCGUCGAGAGAAUUCGAUCUCAAUAAAGAAUCGGAUUUAGCUGAUCUCAGAAAGGAGGUAGAGUUGAGAAUGCGUAACAGCGUCCGAGGCGGACGCACGGUGUCUACUGAUGUCAUAUCCAUGACUGUGAAAGGCCCUGGACUACAUCGGAUGGUGUUAGUGGACUUGCCAGGAGUUAUAUCCACACAAACUGUAGAUAUGGCGGCAGACACUCGCGAUGCCAUCAAGCAGAUGACCAAGCAGUACAUGGAUAAUCCCAACGCCAUCAUACUAUGCAUACAGGAUGGUUCAGUGGACGCUGAGCGCAGUAAUGUAACAGAUCUGGUGUCCUCCUGCGACCCUCAGGGUAAGAGGACCAUAUUCGUUCUUACCAAAGUGGACCUUGCUGAGGAGAACCUCGCUAACCCUAACCGGAUCCGUCGUAUCCUGGAAGGAAAGUUGUUCCCUAUGCGUGCAUUGGGAUACUACGCGGUAGUUACGGGACGUAGUAGGCGUGACGACAGUAUACAGAGCAUCAGGGAAUACGAAGAACGAUUCUUCAGAUCCUCAAAACUAUUCAAGGACGGUAUAGUGACGCCUUCGCAAGUAACUACUCGCAAUCUAUCGUUGGCGGUGGCGGAUUGUUUCUGGCGUAUGGUGAGAGCUUCUGUCGAACAGCAAGCUGAUGCGUUCAAGGCCACCCGCUUUAAUUUGGAGACCGAGUGGAAGAAUACAUUCCCCAGACAACGCGAGUUGGAUCGCGACGAGUUAUUCGAGCGGGCGCGUGCUGAGUUGCUCGACCAGUCGGCCGAGUUAUCCGCCGUGCCCGCCCCUAUAUGGGAACAACGGUUGCAGCAAGCGUUAUGGGACGUAGCCAGAGACAGAGUGUUCCAACAGAUAUAUCUACCGGCCGCCGCGCAAGCUCACGACGAUGUCGACAAAUUCAACACUAGCGUCGAUAUAAAGCUCCGCGAAUGGGCCGAGAAUGAACUACCCUCACAAUCUGUACGAGCUGCUAGGGAGGCGCUCGGGGCGGAAUUCAGGGCGUUGAUGUCCCGACAAGCUGAAUCCGACCCAAUAUACAUGCCUCUGAAACAGGCAGCAGUAGAACAAGCGCUAGAAAGGCAUCAGUGGGAAGAUAGAGCUACAGACGUGUUGCGCGUACUGCAGCUGAACGCAUUACAAGACAGAUGCGUAUCGUUGCGUGCGGACUGGGACUCCGCUGUACAACUGAUGGAGACCGCUCUUGGAGAUAAGCUCACCGACACAGACCGAAUAAUUAAAGAGCUCACAGGCCCAGGGUUCAAGGAGCGCUGGUUAUACUGGCGGUCCAGUACUGAGGAACAGAGACGUCGCGCCGAAGUACGGGCAGAGCUGGAACAUCUGGGCUCCAGCAGGCCGGUGCUCGCUUACGACGAGUUGGUAGCCGUCAGGGAUAACUUGCGAAGGAGAGGGGUCGAAGUCGAUAACGACUACAUCAGGGAAACCUGGAAACCUGUAUACAUGAAAAAUUUCCUGCAGCGAGCUCAAACAAGAGCUAGAGACUGCAAAAAAAGCUUCUAUUUGUACAGUCAACAAAACGGAAACGAGAAAGAAUGUUGCGAGGUGGUAAUGUUCUGGCGGGUACAGUCAACGCUGAGAACUACUGCAAAUGCACUGAGACAACAGAUCGGCAACAGAGAGGCCGCCAGGCUAGAUAGGCAUCUCAGGGAGGUGCUCGAUGAGAUGGCGGCAGACCCUGAACUUAAGAAAAAAUUAUUAUCUGGACGACGUGUGGAAUUAGCCGAGGAACUAAAACGAGUGAGACAAGUCCAAGAGCGAUUGGAAGAAUUUAUAGAGGCAUUAAACAAAGAGAAAUAG
Molecule: messenger RNA, 2850 nt
Organism: Diatraea saccharalis (sugarcane borer)
Lineage: Eukaryota; Metazoa; Arthropoda; Insecta; Lepidoptera; Crambidae
Source: the annotation of a GenBank genome assembly